Molecule: messenger RNA, 291 nt
Organism: Miscanthus lutarioriparius
Lineage: Eukaryota; Viridiplantae; Streptophyta; Magnoliopsida; Poales; Poaceae
Source: the annotation of a GenBank genome assembly
AUGGCAGCAGCGGCCACGACCUUCAGCACGUCCUGUCUGCCAGAGGUCGUUUCAUCCUGCGCCCUGUGGAGAAGCAUGCCUAGGUUGUAUGUGAAGGGCUUGUCUUGCUUCUUAGAGUCUGUUUGUGCAGUCAUGUUCCCCAUACUCAAGUACAGCGAGAAGCACUCCAGGAACCUCAUCCUUAUCGCCGUGUUCACUCUCUGCUGCAUCCUCUGCAUCGCCGGCUACGCCUCCACCACUGUCAAUGUGUACAUGCGAUUCCUCAUCUCCAUCAUUAAUUCUGCACUCUGA